This is a messenger RNA of Nilaparvata lugens (brown planthopper), 1257 nucleotides long. Its product is annotated as putative ATP-dependent RNA helicase TDRD12. Bases 28 to 1257 code for a protein of 409 amino acids. The record is from RefSeq and is a predicted model, not a curated record. Lineage: Eukaryota; Metazoa; Arthropoda; Insecta; Hemiptera; Delphacidae. The transcript has 7 exons. Gene Ontology annotation, biological process: germ-line stem cell division; transposable element silencing.
AUAUAUUUUUUAAGUUGCUGGCAGCUCAUGCGUGAGGUUGGUGAUAUUGUCGCUGUGGAACCAAGACCCGACUACCUUCCUGGGCUAUACUGUAGAGCCAGAGUCGUUUCAGUUCUGUCUGAAACGAGAGUAAAAGUCAAACUGAUCGAUGUCGGCGAUUUUAUGGAAUUCUAUGUGUACGCGUUGUUCGACCUUCCCGACAGUUUGAAGGUAUAUCCACAUCUGACCGUGGACUUGUUUCUAAGCGGUCUCAAGCCUCCCGCCCGUGACUGUGACUGGCUUCCCAAUGCUGACCAGUUCUCACGUAUCUGGGUGGAGAGAGCUAUGACAAACUCUCGCAUCAACGAAAAAAAUUUCAUUCACGGCGAAAUCCAGAUGAAAGUCAAUCAUUGUUUAUGGAUGACGAACAUCAAAUACUCUGGAUGGAGAGGAAAGAGCUCAGUCGAAUCAAGUCUAGGGUUUGAGCUGCUGUCAAGACAACUGGCUGAACCAAAUUCAGAUGAUAAGACACGGCUUAGAAAUUUAUUCGAAAUCGCUGGGAUAACCGAACAGGGAGCAGGAGCAGCAACGGAAAUAGGAGAACAGCAAUGGGCUGAGCUCCCUAGAAAUGUAUACUCUAAUGUAGAGGUGCUAUCUGCUCAAAACCCCCAAUGUAUAUAUCUGCGUCACAAAAGCGUAGCGGACAGGCUCGAUCUGCUAACCGCAGAUAUCCAGCACUUCGCCGAAACAUCAUCACAUGUGAAAAAAGGAACACUCGACCUAGGCAGUAUUUGCCUUGCCCUUUCUAACAAUAUAUGGAGAAGGGCAAAGAUUUACAAAAUAUCCAGUGACCUUGAAAUACUAGAAGUAUUCUUCGUUGACGAAGGAUGCAGCGGAUGGGUAAAAUGGGAUGAAGUGAUGGAGAUCCCUCAAAGCUUCAUGAAACGCUUACCAUUCCAGGCAAUAGAAUGUGAAUUGUCUGGAAUGAAAGAGCCAAACGAAGGAUGGGUUGAGUCGGCCAUAUUCGACAUAACAAAUUUCAAGGCAUUCAGAAAACCUAUCCAAGCUCACGUAAUCGAGGAGAAGGGGGAGAAGGAACCAGUAAUGGGGGAGAAAAAGUACUCCAUUGUUCUGAUAGAUGCGAACUCCAGUCGCAACAUUAUUAUCAACAGAGCGCUCCACAAUUGGGGAUUCGCCAAAAGGCAGCCUCAGGAGGGCUCAAUUGAUGAAUUACUUCAUCAAUUCGAAGCUUCCUCUCUUCAAGAGGAAGAGGAUUAG